GGGUCGCUCUCGGGAGCUCAGUGCAUUCAAGCAUGGUACCGUGUGAUAGGUUGCCACCUGUGCAAUAAGUCCAUCCGUGAAAUUUCUUUGCUACUAAAUAUUCCACGGUCAACUGUUCGUGGUAUUAUAACAAAGUGGAAGCAACUGGGAACAGCAGCAACUCAGCCACAAAGUGGUAGACCACGUAAAAUGACAGAGCGGAGUCAGCACAUGCUGAAGCAUACAGUGCGUAGAAGUCAUCAACUGUCUGUAGAGUCAAGACGUUUUGGACGAUUUCAUGCUCCCAACUUUGUGGGAACAGUUUGGGGAUGGCCCCUU
Molecule: messenger RNA, 318 nt
Organism: Staurois parvus
Lineage: Eukaryota; Metazoa; Chordata; Amphibia; Anura; Ranidae
Source: the annotation of a GenBank genome assembly